This is a messenger RNA of Prionailurus viverrinus (fishing cat), 1528 nucleotides long. It is a transcript of the gene PAX6, whose product is annotated as paired box 6. Gene Ontology annotation, molecular function: DNA-binding transcription factor activity, RNA polymerase II-specific; RNA polymerase II cis-regulatory region sequence-specific DNA binding. The transcript has 13 exons. The coding region runs from base 218 to 1528 and encodes 436 amino acids. Gene Ontology annotation, biological process: anatomical structure development; regulation of transcription by RNA polymerase II. NCBI's taxonomy places the organism in Eukaryota, Metazoa, Chordata, Mammalia, Carnivora, Felidae. The record is from RefSeq and is a predicted model, not a curated record.
CAACAACAGCAAAAAAAAAAAAAAAACAAACACCCCAACCAACCAAAACUCUUGACAGGAGCUUUGACGAAAGAGGAUGCCUCAUAAAGGGGGAAGACUUUAACUAGGGGCGCGCAGAUGUGUGAGACCUUUUAUUGUAAGAGUGGACAGACUUCCCAGAUUUCAGAGCCCCAUUUUCGAGCCCCGUGGGAUCCCGCGGCCCCCAGCCAGCGCCAGCAUGCAGAACAGUCACAGCGGAGUGAAUCAGCUCGGUGGUGUCUUUGUCAACGGGCGGCCACUGCCGGACUCCACCCGGCAGAAGAUCGUAGAGCUAGCUCACAGCGGGGCCCGGCCGUGCGACAUUUCCCGAAUUCUGCAGACCCAUGCAGAUGCAAAAGUCCAAGUGCUGGACAAUCAAAACGUGUCCAACGGAUGUGUGAGUAAAAUUCUGGGCAGGUAUUACGAGACUGGCUCCAUCAGACCCAGGGCAAUCGGUGGUAGUAAACCGAGAGUAGCGACUCCAGAAGUUGUAAGCAAAAUAGCCCAGUAUAAGCGGGAGUGCCCGUCCAUCUUUGCUUGGGAAAUCCGAGACAGAUUAUUGUCCGAGGGGGUCUGUACCAACGAUAACAUACCAAGUGUGUCAUCAAUCAACAGAGUUCUUCGCAACCUGGCUAGCGAAAAGCAACAGAUGGGCGCAGACGGCAUGUAUGAUAAACUAAGGAUGUUGAAUGGGCAGACCGGAAGCUGGGGUACCCGCCCCGGUUGGUAUCCGGGGACUUCUGUGCCAGGGCAACCUACACAAGAUGGCUGCCAGCAACAGGAAGGAGGGGGAGAGAAUACCAACUCUAUCAGUUCCAAUGGAGAAGAUUCAGAUGAGGCCCAAAUGCGACUUCAGCUGAAGCGGAAGCUGCAAAGAAAUAGAACAUCCUUUACCCAAGAGCAAAUUGAGGCCCUGGAGAAAGAGUUUGAGAGAACCCAUUAUCCAGAUGUGUUUGCCCGAGAAAGACUAGCGGCCAAAAUAGAUCUACCUGAAGCAAGAAUACAGGUAUGGUUUUCUAAUCGGAGGGCCAAAUGGCGAAGAGAAGAAAAACUGAGGAAUCAGAGGAGACAGGCCAGCAACACACCCAGUCACAUCCCCAUCAGCAGUAGUUUCAGCACCAGUGUCUACCAGCCAAUCCCACAACCCACCACGCCUGUUUCCUCCUUCACCUCUGGCUCCAUGUUGGGCCGGACAGACACAGCCCUCACAAACACGUACAGCGCUCUGCCACCCAUGCCCAGCUUCACCAUGGCGAAUAACCUGCCUAUGCAACCCCCAGUCCCCAGCCAGACCUCUUCGUACUCCUGCAUGCUGCCCACCAGCCCUUCGGUGAACGGGCGGAGUUAUGAUACCUACACCCCCCCACAUAUGCAGACACACAUGAACAGUCAGCCAAUGGGCACCUCGGGCACCACUUCCACAGGACUCAUUUCCCCUGGUGUGUCAGUUCCCGUUCAAGUUCCUGGAAGUGAACCUGAUAUGUCUCAAUAUUGGCCAAGAUUACAGUAA